Molecule: messenger RNA, 1581 nt
Organism: Indicator indicator
Lineage: Eukaryota; Metazoa; Chordata; Aves; Piciformes; Indicatoridae
Gene: SERINC4
Product: serine incorporator 4
Cellular component (GO): membrane
Source: RefSeq, a predicted model, not a curated record
AUGGCGGGCACACGGGCACACAGCCACCUCCUGCAGUCGUUGCUCUGCCAGCUGUGCUGCGGCUGUGGCUGCAGUGCCUGCCGUGGGCUCCGCGUGUCCACGGGCACCCGCAUCCUCUACACGCUCCUACACGUCCUGGCCUCUGCUGUCUGCUGCCUCAUGCUGUCCCGCACUGUGGCCCAGGCCGUCAGGGAGAAGAUGCCCUUUUCGGCGGUGCUGUGCGAACACCUGCCCGGGGGCAGGGACUGUGAGCAGAUGGUGGGCUCCUCAGCUGUGUACCGGGUCUGCUUUGGCACCUCCUGCUUCCACCUGGCACAGGCUGCUCUGCUCUUCAAUGUGCGCUCUAGCACCGACUGCCGUGCUCAGCUCCACAACAGGUUCUGGCUCCUGAAACUGCUGCUGCUGGUGGGGCUCUGUGCCGCCAGUUUCUUCAUCCCCGAGGACGGCUUCAUCCAAGCCUGGCACUACACCGGUGUCUGUGGGGGCUUCGCCUUCAUCCUUAUCCAACUGGUGCUGAUCACAGCCUUUGCCCACACCUGGAACAAGAACUGGCUGACGGGAGCGGCGCAGGACAAGCGGUGGUACCUGGCUGUGCUGCUGGCCACUGCAACCUUCUACACCCUCGCCUCGGCUGCCUUCUCCUUCCUCUACAAGUACUACACCCACCCAGCUGCCUGCCUUCUCAACAAGGUGCUGCUCACCCUCAAUGGCAGCCUCUGCGGCCUCAUGUCCUUCAUCUCCAUCACACCCUGCGUGCGGCUCCGGCAGCCACGGUCAGGGCUGCUGCAGUCCUCCAUCAUCAGCUGCUACGUGAUGUACCUCACCUUCUCCGCACUGUCCAGCCGGCCCCCAGAGAGAGUGCUCUACAAGGGGCAGAACCUCACCGUCUGCUUCCCGGGCGUGCGGCAGGAUGAGCUGCAGACCGAGGACACCACUGUCGCUGUGCUGGGGGCUGCCAUCAUGUACGCCUGUGUCCUCUUUGCAUGCAAUGAAGCCUCCUACCUUGCUGAGAUCUUUGGGCCACUCUGGAUGGUCAAAGUCUACAGCUUCGAGUUUAAAAAACCGUCCUGCUGCUUCUGCUGCCCUGAGAAGAUGGAGGAGGAGCUGAGAGGUGGGUGCAGAGCAGACACUGGGUGCCUGUGUCCCAUCACAGAGGUGCAGUGAGCAGGGGGGGCAGGACCCACCCUGCUCCCCUCUGCUUUCCCAGGAACCGAGCCAACCCGUGAACAAGUGGAGGAGAAGGAUGGGGGACAGUGCAUGGUCCAGGAUGAGCGAGACCGGGUGGUCUACAGCUACUCAGCCUUUCACUUUGUCUUCUUCCUUGCAUCACUCUAUGUCAUGAUGACCCUCACCAACUGGUUCAGCUACGAGAAUGUGGUGCUGGAGACCACCUUCACACAUGGCAGCUGGUCAACCUUCUGGGUGAAGAUGUCCUCGUGCUGGGCCUGUGUGCUGCUCUACCUCUGGCUGCUGCUGAGUCCCCUCUGCCUCCGCAGCUCCCCCCAGCACCAUCGCAGCAGCUCAGCUGUGCGUGUCCUGCGACGACGACGUGCUUCGCAGCGCAUCAAUGUCUCCACGUAG